CGCCCCUCCCGCUUCGGCCACGCCCAUCUCUCAACUCCCCGCUCUGCGCUGCGCUUUUACGACAGCGGCGGCCGUAAAGCGGUAGAGCGGCUUGACAGCGGCGUUGCUGGACCAUGGAAUCCCGCUUCACCCGUGGCAAAUCCCCUUUGCUGGAGCGCCCGCUGGGCCGCCCGCGGGGGGAGGUGAGCCUGAGUGCCUUCGCCCUCCUCUUCUGCGAGUUGGUGCAGUACUGCCAGCGCCGCGUCUACUCGGUGGCCGAGCUGCAGUCCAAACUGGCCCAGCUGGGCCACCAGGUCGGCCUGCGCCUCCUGGACCCGCUGGUGAGCCGCGAGCGGGGCGGGCGCCGCGAGACCAAAGUGCUGAGCAUCCUCCUGUUCGUCAAAGCCGUGUGGAGGGCGCUGUUCGGGAAGGAGGCCGACAAGCUGGAGCAGGCCAACGACGACGACAAGACGUUCUACGUCAUCGAGAGGGAGCCUCUGGUCAACACCUUCAUCUCCGUGCCCAGGGAGAACAGCACGCUCAACUGCGCCGCCUUCACGGCCGGUUUGGUGGAGGCGGUGCUGGGAGCCAGCGGCUUCCCGGCCAAGGUGACGGCGCAUUGGCACAAGGGCACCACGCUGAUGAUCAAGUUUGAGGAGGGGGUCAUCGCCAGGGACAAGAGCCUGGAGGGGCGAUGAGGGGGGCCUGGAGAUGGGGGGUGUCCCCCGUCCUCACCUUGCGACGCUCGCAUUGUUACGUGGCUCUAUAAAUGCUCUCUUGGCCCUUAGGGUGACCAUCAGCAUUGGGUGUCCCAUCAGUGGUGACCACUGUCCCUCCUGGUGGCUUUUGGAGCUACUUGGGGACAUUGGGACCCACUGCUAUUCUUCAGCAACAUCCCCCAUCCUCACACUGGGUCACUCCUGUUGUUACCUGGCUCUAUAAAUGUUCUCUUGGCCCCAUUGGGUGACCUUCAGCAUUGGGUGUCCAUCAUUGGUGUCCGUUGUCCCUCCUGGUGGCCCUUGGAACAGCUUGGGGACAUUGGGACCCACUGCAAUCCCUCAGCACCAAUCCCUGUCCCCACUGGGUCACUCGUGUUGUUACGUGGCUCCAUAAAUGUUCUCCUGUCCCAUUGGUGACCUGCAACCCUGGGUGUCCAUCAUUGGUGUCUGUUGUCCCUCCUGGUGGCCCUCAGCCCCUCCUGGGGACAUUGGGACCCAUUGGUGGCACUCAGCACCAUCUGCCAUCCAUGUCUGGCUUCGUGUUGGAGCACUUGAGUUGGUUCGGGUGCAAUAAAUGUUCUCUUGGCCCAUUGGGUGACAUUCAACCUUGGGUGUCCAUCAUUGGUGUCCGUUGUCCCUCCUGGUGGCUUUUGGAGCUACUUGGGGACAUUGGGACCCACUGCUAUUCUUCAGCAACAUCCCCCAUCCUCACACUGGGACACUCAUGUUGUUAUGUGGCUCUAUCAAUGUCCUCUUGGCCCAUUGGGUGACCAUCAGCAUUGGAUGUCCAUCAGUGGCGUCCAUUGUCCCUCCUGGUGGCUUUUGGAGCUACUUGGGGACAUUGGGACCCACUGCAAUCCCUCAGCACAAGCUCCUGUCCCCAAUGGGUCGCUCGUGUUGUUACGUGGCUCUAUAAAUGUUCUCCUGUCCCAUUGGUGACCUGCAACCCUGGGUGUCCAUCACUGUUGUCACUCAUGGUGGCCCUCAGCCCCUCCUGGGGACAUUGGGACCCACUGCAAUCCUUCGGCACCAACCCCUGUCCUCACGUUGGGACACUCGUGUUGUUACACGGCUCUAUAAAUGUUCUCCUGUCCCCUUGGGUGACCUUCAGCAUUGGCUCUCCAUCAGUGGUGUCUGUUGUCCCUCCUGGUGGCCCUCAGCCCCUCCU
This is a messenger RNA of Lagopus muta (rock ptarmigan), 1866 nucleotides long. It is a transcript of the gene TRAPPC5, whose product is annotated as trafficking protein particle complex subunit 5. NCBI's taxonomy places the organism in Eukaryota, Metazoa, Chordata, Aves, Galliformes, Phasianidae. Gene Ontology annotation, cellular component: TRAPPIII protein complex; TRAPPII protein complex; TRAPPI protein complex. The record is from RefSeq and is a predicted model, not a curated record. Gene Ontology annotation, biological process: endoplasmic reticulum to Golgi vesicle-mediated transport.